Messenger RNA from Aedes albopictus (Asian tiger mosquito), 4154 nucleotides. Its product is annotated as protein tolkin. Bases 418 to 3891 code for a protein of 1157 amino acids. Gene Ontology annotation, molecular function: metalloendopeptidase activity; zinc ion binding; calcium ion binding. The record is from RefSeq and is a predicted model, not a curated record. Gene Ontology annotation, biological process: proteolysis. Lineage: Eukaryota; Metazoa; Arthropoda; Insecta; Diptera; Culicidae. The transcript has 2 exons.
UCUGUUUGUCCAGUCGGCUCGUCUGCUCGGGCUCGACCAGUCGUGUGUGGAUAGUUUACGAAACCGGUCGCGAUCCUCCUCUGCUGCUUGCUGUUGUUGUUGCUGCUGCUGGUGCUGCUGCUCGCGUGUACGUGUUGUUUCGAUCGUUUGAAAUUAUCAACUCCUGAGGAAAGUGGAGUCAAGAGUUCUCGCGCGUUGAGUUUGAAUUUCGUUGUUUGCAAAAAAACCGUCGGUUAUCAGGCCUUCUCUAUCAGUGAUCGAGUGGCGCGCGAGGCGUAAGAUGUAGUAAGAGCAGCAUCCAUCCAGUUGGAAUAUCAGUGUCAGUGCUAGUGAGUUGAACAGUUUGUAGGGUGUAGACCUGGUGAAGACAACCGUGAGGAAAGUGAUCCCCCUGGUGUGGGGCGUAAUCUGAUCGUGAUGUUGUCCUUGAUGGUUCGUUGUUCCUGGUGGAGGCUGAAACUGAUCGUGGUGUUGAUGGUGGUAGUGGCGCUGAUCAAGGUGGAAUGCACGCAACAAUCUUACACAGUUGAUGAGCUACUUCAGAGUACCUUCCCAAUUGGGAUUUCACAUGAUAUUGAUAUGGAUCCUUGCAAGUCCAGAGGAUUCAUGGGUGAUAUUGCACUGCCAAAUGUGAAAUAUGAGAGUGAAUACCAUAAACAAAGACUAAGACAGCAGGAGGAGGAAGAGGCGUUGAAAAGAGAGAUUGAGGAAGGCUUGCAGGUAGAAGCAGAAGGGCUCACUACGGUGGCAGCACCUGUUUCGUCCAGCAGGCGUCCUAGCGAUAAGACAAGUGGUAGUGAGCUCGUGAGGCGAUCACCGAAGUUGAAUGUAAACAAAAGUGCAAAAUCCAGGAAACGACACAAUAAGCGACGAAUAAAGGACAGUGAUCGAGGUGGUGCUAGAGCAAGAUCGUUAGAUUCUAGGAAAGUGGGACGACAUAGCAAGGGUCGUAAACCGAUUACACCACGUAAAGUGCGACGAUCGAAGGGUAAACAUACUAAUCGAGUGUUACAUAGAUCGACUCGUGCUGCGACGGCAAAGAAGGAACGAAUCUGGGACUUUGGCGUGAUACCAUACGAGAUCGAUGGUAACUUCAGUGGUUUACAUAAGGCUCUCUUCAAACAGGCCAUGCGCCACUGGGAAAACUAUACUUGCAUCAAAUUCGUGGAGCGCGAUCCGGAAGUCCAUCCGAACUUCAUCGUUUUCACUGAACGACCAUGUGGAUGUUGCUCGUUCGUUGGCAAACGUGGUAACGGACCUCAGGCUAUAUCGAUAGGGAAAAACUGCGACAAAUUUGGCAUUGUAGUGCAUGAACUCGGUCACGUAGUGGGAUUUUGGCAUGAACACACUCGUCCUGAUCGCGAAGAUCACGUCGUAAUAGAAAAACAUAACAUUAUGGUCGGACAAGAAUACAACUUCAACAAACUCACCGAUGACGAAGUCAACUCCUUAGGUCAACCAUACGAUUACUACUCGAUCAUGCAUUACGCUAGAAAUACGUUUUCCAAAGGAACCUACUUAGACACCAUCCUGCCCGUUGAUAUGCCAGGUCAAAAACGACCGGAAAUAGGUCAACGUUUGCGAUUAAGUGAAGGUGACAUCAUUCAAGCAAAUCUUUUAUACAAAUGCGCAAAAUGUGGCCGUACAUUCCAGGACCACUCAGGCUCAUUCACAUCUCCUAGCUACUAUUCGAAAACUCCUCCCACAGAACCGGAACGUUGCGAGUGGCGAAUCACUGCCACUCAUGGCGAACAAAUCGUACUCAACAUCACCGAUCUGGACAUCCAUAAAUCGGACAACUGCCGUACCGAUUAUCUGGAGAUCCGGGACGGCUACUGGCACAAGUCCCCUUUGUUGGGGAAGUUCUGCGGAUCGGGCCGAAACAGCAACCUGAUCGUGUCCACAGGAAGCCGAAUGUUGCUGAACUUUGUAACGAGUUUCCGUCAGGCCGGUAAACGAGGGUUUGCCGCCAAUUAUGAAGCCGUCUGUGGAGGCGAGAUCCACUUGGAUAGUAGUGGAGGUCGUCUGGAAUCGCCGAACUACCCGGCAGAUUAUCUACCGAACAAGGAAUGCAUUUGGAAGAUCACUGUACCGCAGGAUUAUCAAGUGGCGAUCAAGUUCCAGUCGUUUGAGGUGGAAAACCACGACAGCUGCGCGUAUGACUACGUAGAAAUUCGUGAUGGUGACGACGAGGAUUCGAGGGAGAUCGGGAUCUUUUGCGGUUAUAAACUCCCACCGGAUAUGCGAUCAACAGGCAACACUAUGAUUGUGAAGUUCGUUUCGGAUGGCUCGGUGCAAAAAGCUGGAUUCUUGGCUACGUUGGUUAGGGAGGUGGACGAAUGUGAACGAAUGGAACACAACUGCGAUCAUGAAUGUAUCAAUACUCUAGGGGGAUACGAGUGUGGUUGCCAAAUCGGGUAUGAACUGCACAGCGAUCGGAAGUCUUGCGAGAAAGCAUGCGGAGGAAUCCUUUCGCAGAGAAGUGGCACUGUUGUGUCACCAUCAUUCCCGAGAGAAUAUCCAUCAAUGAAAGAUUGCGCUUGGGAGAUUGUUGCAUCACGACAGCAUAAGAUUACGCUGAACUUCACUCACUUCGACUUGGAAGGUAACGUAUACUAUCAGCCGUCGGAAUGUGAUUACGAUGCCGUAACGAUAUACUCAAGAAUCGGGGAAGAAGCGUUGAAGAAGCAUGGAACGUAUUGCGGAUCGAAGCUUCCUCCAAUGAUCACUUCCGAAAGUCACAUUCUACGAUUGGAGUUUCGGUCAGAUAAGACAGUGCAGAAGACUGGUUUUGCGGCAGUGUUCUUCACCGACGUGGAUGAGUGUGCGGUCAACAAUGGAGGAUGUCAACACGAAUGUAAGAAUACGGUAGGAUCAUACGUUUGCUUGUGUCGAAAUGGCUACGUAUUGCAUGACAAUGGACAAGAUUGUAAGGAAGGUGGAUGCAAGUUUGAAAUAACAGCUUCAACUGGGCAGAUCUUCAGUCCAAAUUACCCAGAUGAUUAUCCACCGAAAAAGGAUUGCAUCUGGCAUUUUACGACUGCUCCAGGCCAUCGAAUCAAACUAGUGUUCAGCCUUUUUGACGUAGAGCUUCAUCAGGAGUGUGCGUACGACAACGUCGCAAUUUACGACGGUGAUUCACAGGAUAGCUACAUUCUUGGGCGAUUCUGCGGAGCGAAGCUUCCUCAUCCGAUCUUGUCCACCUCCAACGAGAUGUACAUGGUGUUCAACACGGACGCUAGCGUCCAGCGUAAGGGUUUCUUGGCUACUCACACAACCGCUUGCGGAGGUUAUCUUCAAGCCAACAAUGAGAUCAACCACUUCUAUUCUCACGUAAACUACGGCGAUGGUGUUUACGAUAACGGCGCAGAUUGCGAGUGGACCAUUGAAGCGGACUCCGGCCGCAAGGUCCAACUAACCUUCCUGACAUUCGAUCUGGAAGAGGAGAAGACAUGCUCGUACGAUUACGUUGAACUGUCCAGUGGAUUCGAUGACACCGCCAGUGGUCAGCUGCAUGGAAAGUACUGCGGUAAUCGUCUACCGGCAGAGGUAAUUUCGAUGAGCGAAGUCAUCGUCGUUCGGUUCCGCUCAGACGACACUGUUGGAUUCAAGGGCUUCUCGGUGGCGUAUGUUGCCAUUAACCCAUACGAAGAUGAAGAACUAUCAACGGCCGAGGACACAUACGAGAGCAACGAGCAGGCCGCGCCAUUUCCGGGAUCGUUAAGAAGCAUGUUCAUCAGCCAGGAUGAAUACGACGCGGACGAUGAUGACACCGUCGGUGAAGACGAUACGGAAUAUGCUACAUAUCAUCAUCGGAAACAUCAUCAUAAAAGUAAAGUGCAAUUGGGAGUGCAGAACGGGUUGGAAUCGACUCAGAAGACGGGAGAUUGAUCAAUUUGUGUAAUGUGUGUGUAAUAUUGCUUUUUGAUUGAAGUGACGAUGGGCAGCUAUUACUGGAUGAGCAGUCGACACGAAGAGUUCAAACUACGAUACAAAACGAUCCAGUUCCUAGGUUGUUCAGCUUUUAUUGAUUAACGAAGUGCCUUAUUUUGCCCUACGAGUUUGUAUCAUAGUGAAUUUGUUUACUUUCUAGGUUAUGAAAUUGAAUAGACUGAAUUUAGUUGUAAAUACAGAUGGUAGAUUGAAAAUUGAAA